AUGAGCGAAAAGAGAAGAAUAAGCCUUGUAGCAGGCUCAUACGAACGCUUCAUCUGGGGUUUCACUCUCAACCCCAACAAACAAACCCUAAACCCUAUCUUCUCCUACCCUUCCCAUCUCUCCCUAAUCAAAUCCGUCGCCGUCUCCGGUUCCGUCGUCGCCUCCGGCGGCUCCGACGACACUAUCCAACUCUACAAUCUCUCCGCCGCUUCCUCCAUCGGUUCCCUUACCCACCACUCCUCCACCGUCACCGCUCUCUCGUUCUACUCGCCUCCUCAUCUUCCUUUCCCUCGCAAUCUCGUUUCUGCAGAUGCCGACGGUUCCCUCGCGAUCUUCGAUGCUGACGGUUUCGUUCAUCUCAAGACAUUUCCUGUUCAUAAAAAGGCUAUCAAUGAUCUGGCUCUUCAUCCGUCCGGGAAGCUUGCCCUGACUGUUUCGCGGGAUAAUUGUUUUGCGAUGGUGAACCUUGUUCGUGGUCGGAGGAGCUUUUGUUGUCGGUUGGAUAAAGAGGCGUCAAUUGUUCGAUUUGAUGCUUCGGGUGAUUUGUUUUUCAUGGCUGUUGAUAAGGUUGUUUCUGUUCAUCAAGCGGAGGAUGCUAGGUUGUUGCUUGAAUUGCAAUGCCCGGAUCGUGUUUUAUGCGCUGCACCUGCUAGGAAUGGACUUCUCUAUACAGGUGGCGAAGACCGAAAUAUUACAGCAUGGGACAUAAAAAGUGGAAAAGCUGCAUAUUGCAUAGAAGAGGCACAUGCUGCGCGUGUAAAAGGUAUUGUUGUGCUCAGUGAUGAGGCUACAGGGGAUGAUGAACCAUACCUAAUAGCAUCUGCAUCAUCUGAUGGUACUAUACGCGCAUGGGAUGUUCGAAUGGCUGCCACCGAAAAGCCAAAUCCACUAGCUGAGUGUAAGACACAGUCAAGACUGACAUGUCUUGCUGGAUCGAGUCUGAAAUCCAAACAACCUAAACCUGCAAAGAAUAAUGCAAAAGUUGAAGAUGAAAAUCAAAUGGUGACAGAUCAAUAG
This is a messenger RNA of Vicia faba (fava bean), 1017 nucleotides long. NCBI's taxonomy places the organism in Eukaryota, Viridiplantae, Streptophyta, Magnoliopsida, Fabales, Fabaceae. The record is from the annotation of a GenBank genome assembly.